Capronia coronata CBS 617.96 is the source of this 1044-nucleotide messenger RNA. RefSeq lists its product as uncharacterized. The record is from RefSeq and is a predicted model, not a curated record. The transcript has a single exon. The coding region runs from base 1 to 1044 and encodes 347 amino acids. Lineage: Eukaryota; Fungi; Ascomycota; Eurotiomycetes; Chaetothyriales; Herpotrichiellaceae.
AUGUCCAAUACACCAUCAUCCACCUCUUCCUCCGAUGCGCCGGACCAAGCCUCUCAGCACACUCAAUAUCGGCUGCGCGUGACGGCCGGCCCUUCGCACGACCCGUCAACACACAAGCUGGUGCCAGUGAAUGCAGACGAGACCUUGACGUUCGAGAACGACCAUAUAAUCCUAUCUCUCGCCGUGAGGAUCCAGCGAUUCACGGGCUUCCCCGACGAUUCGCCCGAAACCUCGCCGUACUUCGACCACGAGCUACACAAGUCUGAUCAGUACUCGAUAGCUUUUUCAUUCAUUCCGAAAUUAGACAUUCCCGGCGGCGACCUCAUCUUUGGCAACGACUUCGACAGACCGAUUCGAGACAGGUUACCGCCGGGAUUCAACCAGGCGUUCAGGAUCGUAAAAUGGUUCAUUGAUCCGGGCCUCGAGGGCGAUGUUUACGCCGACAAACCGUCGUUGUUUGGCCCGGCGUUGAGCAGUUGGAAUUAUCUACGGAUAGGGGACAAAGUAGUGGAGCAAGAUCAAUUACAGGACAAGAGCGCAUGGAAGAUCCCUAAUGCCGCGUCCUUCCACGAGACCAUCGUGGAAGAGGGCGGCGAAGGGUCUGGGGAAGAGGUUCGAAAGGCGGCCAAAAUCCCCGAUGACUCGGCGGCGCGCAAGAAGUACUUCCUCACACCUGCCAACCGGGACGCUUUCGUGUUCGAGGCCGGCCGCCUGUACCAGGCCGACUUCGGCAAUCCGUACCUCGACUUCAAUGAUUUCUCCCUCAAGUUGCCAGGCUUCAGCCUGAACGUUAUCAGAUAUGUCGAUUCCAAGUCGCACGAACUGCGUUACACUCUGAAGAACAAGUCGUCUGGGGAGAUAUAUGCCUCUGUGGUUUUCACACUUCUUUUUGGCGAGGAGUUAGAGCAGGCCGAGGCUGAAGCUGGCCAGGGCGAGGGUGUCGGCAGGCUCGCCCAGAAAGCCGAACCGAAAGAUACAGAGAAAGAAGACAAGAAAGACCAAUCACCGCCAGAUAUUAACGACGAUGACGAGGGCGUUGAUUAA